AGGAGAGCUGCGCGCCGAUUGGCUGGGACGCCCGCCGCUCAGGCCCAGGAGCGGACGGUUUCUACUGCGGCUGGGCACCGGCUCUGCUCCAGCGUCGGCCUGCGCUCCAGCUGCGCCCGGCCCGGCCCCGGCCCGGCCCGGCCCGGCCCUGGCCUCCGAGCGAAGACGCCGCUGCCGCCUGGGCCGGUCCCAGGGCCAUGAGGAGGCGGCGGCAGCCACUGCGGCCCGCGUCAAGGUGACCGGCCGGGACUGCGGCGGUGUCAGCGGCGGGAGCGGGCGGGCUUCUGCAGACAGGUUAUGUCCCCGGCAGAGGCGGCCCUGAAGCUCCCUGUGGCCUGGAGACUAUGUACAAGAGGAAUGGUCUGAUGGCUAGCGUGUUGGUCACCUCCGCCACUCCGCAGGGCAGCAGCAGCUCAGACUCUCUGGAGGGCCAGAGCUGCGACUAUGCCAGCAAGAGCUACGACGCCGUGGUCUUCGAUGUCUUGAAGGUGACUCCCGAGGAGUUUGCUAGCCAGAUCACGCUGAUGGACAUCCCCGUGUUCAAAGCCAUCCAGCCGGAGGAACUAGCCAGCUGUGGAUGGAGUAAGAAGGAGAAACAUAGUCUUGCCCCAAACGUUGUGGCCUUUACCCGGAGGUUUAACCAGGUCAGUUUUUGGGUUGUACGAGAAAUUCUAACAGCACAGACUUUAAAAAUAAGGGCAGAAAUCCUGAGCCAUUUUGUGAAAAUAGCCAAGAAACUUCUAGAACUCAACAACCUUCAUUCUCUCAUGUCUGUGGUGUCAGCGUUACAGAGUGCGCCCAUCUUCAGGCUGACAAAAACCUGGGCUCUGUUGAAUCGAAAAGACAAGACCACCUUUGAGAAGCUGGACUACCUGAUGUCCAAGGAAGACAAUUACAAGCGGACUCGGGAGUACAUCCGAAGCCUGAAGAUGGUCCCCAGUAUCCCCUACCUAGGGAUCUAUCUUCUGGACUUAAUCUACAUCGACUCUGCGUAUCCUGCCUCAGGCAGCAUCAUGGAAAACGAGCAAAGGUCCAAUCAGAUGAACAACAUUCUCCGAAUCAUUGCCGACUUACAAGUCUCCUGCAGCUACGAUCACCUGACCACCCUGCCCCACGUGCAGAAGUACCUGAAGUCCGUGCGCUACAUCGAAGAGCUCCAGAAGUUUGUGGAAGACGACAACUACAAACUGUCGCUCAGAAUCGAGCCAGGAAGCAGCUCUCCAAGACUCGUCUCUUCCAAGGAAGACCUCGCAGGCCCCUCCUCCGGCUCCAGCUCUGCGAGGUUCAGCCGGCGGCCCACCUGCCCGGACGCCUCUGUUGCCGGCAGCCUCCCCACACCCCCGGUCCCGAGGCACAGGAAGAGCCACAGCCUGGGCAACAAUAUGAUGUGUCAGUUGAGUGUAGUUGAGAGUAAGAGUGCAACUUUCCCGUCGGAGAAAGCGAGGCACCUGCUGGACGACAGCGUCCUAGAGUCCCGCAGCCCCCGCAGGGGCCUCGCCCUCGCCUCCUCCUCCGCCGUCACCAAUGGACUCUCCCUAGGCAGUAGUGAGAGCUCAGAGCUUAGUGAAGAGAUGUCGUCAGGGCUGGAAAGCAGGGGACGUCUCUACGCCACCCUGGGGCCCAACUGGCGGGUUCCCGUUCGGAAUUCUCCCAGAACGCGGAGCUGUGUCUACAGCCCCACCGGCCCGUGCAUCUGUACGCUGGGGAGCUCGGCAGCAGUGCCCACCAUGGAGGGGCCUUUGAGAAGAAAGACGCUGCUCAAGGAGGGUCGGAAGCCCGCGCUGUCCUCGUGGACCAGGUACUGGGUCACGCUCUCAGGAUCCACCCUCCUGUACUACGGAGCCAAGUCCUUGCGGGGCACGGACAGAAAGCACUACAAAUCCACGCCUGGCAAAAAGGUCUCCGUCGUGGGCUGGAUGGUGCAGCUACCCGACGACCCCGAGCACCCGGACAUCUUCCAGCUGAACAACCCCGACAAAGGCAACGUUUACAAGUUCCAGGCCGGCUCCCGGUUCCACGCGAUCCUGUGGCACAAGCACUUGGACGACGCGUGUAAAAGCAACAGGCCUCAGGUACCUGCAAACCUUAUGUCGUUCGAAUAAGUCUCUGCAGAACUCGACGUGACUUCAGAGGCUCCUGGGAGCCCCGCCUGGGACUGGUGGCGCGCACGAGUCCUGGGCACGGGCCGUCGGCCAGGGUGCUGGGAGACUGACGGCCGGACUCCAGGGCCCGUGGCCUGUGGCCUCGCGGUCCAGAGGGCCCCGCCGGUGCAGGAGCUGCCGCCACUCCCCAGCGACCGUCACGGCACCUACUCAGCAGCUACCCCCGCAACCCCUCUCUGGGCCCCGUCGUCCACCAGCUGCUGCCACUGCUGCUGCUGCUGCUGCUGCGACUAGAGAGCCCUCGGCCCCUGUUGGGUCCCCGGGGCCUUCUCCUGCUCCAGAGAGCGGACAGUGUCGCCUGCACGAGGGGCCGGAGAGCAGGGACAGGCCGUGGGACCGGCUCUUCACACCCCAGGUGCACGGGGUCGCUCGCCCACGGGGCCCCUCGGAUUUUGUACGACCCAGAAGCGCCCUCUGCGUGUGCGUGCCAUAUACGUGUGUGUGCGAGCGAGUGUGAACUCUUCGAGAAACAUGCAUUUUGGCACAAGACUCGUGACGUCGCUCAUGCAUGGGCCUGGAGGCCCCGCUUUAACCUUCAGUGACAGCCUCGUCCAGCGAGAAAGGUCGGAGUGAGAGCCCAGACCCCUCCCGUGUUAAGGGUCCCUUGCAUUCUUUUACUGUAAACAAACAAUGCCUUAAACCGUGUCUCGUUUUCUGUUCCUAUGGGUGCUAUUCAUCAGGAGGCCUGCUUCCUGGGCCCGGGGGCCCCCCAGGCCUUGGUGGUGUCAGCUCUUCUGAGACUGGACCCGGCUUCAGGACUGUGGACUGGGCCGCCGGCCUGCUCGCUUCCUCCCACACCCUUCUCUCGGGGUCCGAAGGCCCUCCUCUGUCCUCCCCCGCCCCCUCGCCCACUCGGGAGGCUGGGGCGCCUCUCUCCACUUCUCAGCCGCAGCUGGGAGGCCGCCACGCUUGCUCGCAGCGCACGGCCACGCUGCCUCCACCUGCAGGCCAAGGCUUCUGCUCCGCCGUCUCACCCCUCUGCCUCCACUGCCAGGGCGGGGCCCACCGGGGCCCUGAUUACACCGGGGAGCUGAGCGACACUGAGGCCUUAGGCUCCCCCAGUAUUGCCCCCAAUCCAGUCACCAGCAAGUUCAAGGGCGCAAUUGUUGACGGCCGCGGUGACGAGAGAGCAAAGCCCUGGGGAGUGAGCGGCCCCGCCCCGCACUCAGUGUCGAGCUUGUCACAUGAACAACGUCCUUAUCUGUCACUGUCAUACGUUUAAGUGACUUUUGUUUUGCACAAACACAUUUUUAUUCAAAAUUAUGAAUAAAAAUUAACUUUAUUUAUGGUAGCUUUAUCACCCUAUCUUCCCCUCCCCCCCCCCAACCUGGGCAUCUUAGCUCUGAGAAGGAAAUCUGCACUGGCACUUGGGACGAAGCCGUCUCUGAGUCCUCGUUGCCGUCACAGCUCCGUAGCUCCCACAGAUCAGACGACGGAUGUCGGACCGCCCCGGCGGUUUCCGGGCAGAUGCCUCAGAGCGACGUCUCAGCCGGUCCACCACGAACGAUCGGUCAGCUCCAGAACAACCAAAGGACCCACCGGUGCAUUUCGAUCAAAGGAUGACAACGUUUCUGCAAGUGUGAAGGAGUCGGUGAGGAAAGGUCGUCACCAGGGGCCUUUUUCUGUGGUCGAGCCUCGCCGGGCCUGGUAACGCGCCCCCCUUCGGGGCCCAGUCUGGAGUGCUUUCACACCAGGAGAAACCGCAACGGCCAAGGCGAGGCCGUCACACCGCGGCCCUUGGUGCCAUGCGCACCCCCCCCGCAGCAGCUGGGGUCUGCAUGCACGCACCUGGUUCAUGGCGCCGGCCGAGAAUCAGCAUCCAGAGGCCAGAUGGAGACGCCGAACGCCCCCAACAUCUCUCACCAGAACCAGUCCCCGUUGGCUCGAACCUGCGUUCCAUCUGAUUCCGCCUGUUAAUCUUUUAAAAGUCUCAAGUCUGGAUGGACGUGCCAGAAUGGAACAUCAGCAACGUUAUUUUCCUUGGUGUUCUCCGUUCUUCCGUUGUCCUGGGUUUGCUCCCGUGACACAUGACAGAUGUCAGUCCAAAAACCUCAGAAUUUCAGGCUCCACUAAGUCCGAUCAUUUUCUGCCUUUGACAAGUUUUUCUUCUCUUCCACAAAUGUUUUCUUCCGAGCCCAUUUUGAAAUAGCACAACUGCUAUUCUUCUCAAAGUGUUUGUUAGUCUUUUCACUGAUCGACACUGAUCCCACAUCCCCUCCUGGAAAUAUUCUUAGGUUGGAUUCUUGAAGAAUCUUUGAAGACCUCAUGGGCGAAGUCCCUGUAGAACUGGUAAAAACCUUGAACUACAGGAGGGUCCUGGAGACAAGCCGAGAGACCCUGGGCUCCCCCAGCAGGGGCUGGGGCCAAGCGUCUGAGUGAAGAGCAGAUGGAUGGCCCCCCGGGCUGCCUGUGAGGAGGCCCGUGAGGCUGGGCCAGGAGGGGCGGGCACGGAGCCCAAGGGGGAAGGUCCGAGACUGGAUUCUGACCCCGGAGGGAAGCGUUUCCGGCUUUUGCUCUAUGUCCAUAGUGCACAGAUGUUCGUGAAACCAUUGAAGAUGGUAUGUCUUGCAUGCAUAGGCUGUAUCUUUUUUUUUUUUUUAAAGCAAACAGGUCACGACAUCCCAAAAGGAAACUUACACAGAACGCUGUCUACAGACAGGAGUAGGUUGGUCGGUCGUUGGUGUCAUUACGAUGCCCAAGAACAGCUCCCUUUGCAUCGAACACAUUUUCACCCCUUUCCAUCGAGCACGUUCUGUAACUCGAGGUCAGCCGAGCGAGUUCUGAUGACUGAAGUACUUCCUGGGGGACUGAUUUGACGGACAGCAGUAGAAACGCUGGUCUGAGCAUGCUCAGUGAAAACGCGCGUUCUCUGCUUCCCCGAGGAAGCCCGUCAUCACCCUGUCCCACCGCGGAACCUGAAAAGGGAGACACUUGAGGGGAUUCUGUUUGGGAAAGAACCCCACCCUCUCUUGCCAACUGAAUUUACAAAGCAUUUCUCUUCUUGCCAAGAUGGCCAGUAUUUCUUUCAUCAUCUUCCUCCCACCUCCGUAGCCCAAGACGCGCACCUGUUAGGACGCCCUCUGACAGACAGGUGGAGCCGAGAGCGCCUCCCGCACCGCCGAUGCGUGUGAUCAGGUGAACGUUGCCAAACUCACAGCCUCGCUUAUUUCCGGUGGCCGCGUAAAUGACUUCAAUCAGCCCCACGUCACACUGACGUGUGGGGUGAUUCCAUGUUCAAAAAAGAAAAAAAUAACGAGUCCCUUUGAAAGAACAGAUUCGCUGCACAAAACCACCCAUUCAUUCGUUCGCUCAUGUUUCUAGCGAGUGUUUCCUGUGUGCCAGGCUCUCCCCGGGAUGUACAGGACUGAAAGCAAGAGGGACCGAUCCUGCCCUCGACGAGCUGACCACUCAUCAAACAAACAGCCCUCACACUGCAUCUCCUCCGGCAAGACCCUGCCUCUCUCCCAGCACCGAGUAGACACCCUGCGCGGGUUCCCUGACAGAGGCUUCAGGAGGCUCCACAGACUGAACAGCCUCUUGACCCGAGAGUUCAGGGGCCAGGAGGGCUCGCUGGAGUCUCCACCCUGGAGGCUGGCCGGAGUGGAGCAGGCAGGCGCGGCUGGGCACGCAGAGGACUCCGAGGGGGAACGAGAGCAGGGUCAGCGUGUUCACAGUGUGUACUCGAGAGGUUGUCUUGGCUUUAAUUUCAUGGUAAAUGCAAGCACAGUGCGGGCAAGAGCUGCAUUUCUGGAGUGUUGAGACCUCGCGCUGUGGGCCACCUCGCAGGCUGCACCGUGGGGUGCACGCCAGAGGCAGCCCCAAGUCCCCGUCUGCAGCCGCAGCGCCAUGGAGACCAAUGUCUCCACCCGUUUCUGAGCAGCUGUGACCGGUCGGUGACGAAACGGUAGUGAUUAAUUUAUUGUAUGGUAUGAUCUUCAAAUAAAUUUUGUGCCAAAAUGCAUGGUUUUUCACUUAGCAUUCAAAACGUUGCGUAGAGAGUAUUUUAAGUACCAAUUUCUUACGUAUUCUCCAAAGUAAGUUGAAAAUCAGUUUCUACCUUCUACUCCUUUUCUCGUUGACUCUGUUGCCUCUCUCGGUCUGUCUUCUCCCCAGCAGACCCCCUGCAUGCGGUUGUGUAAGGACUUUCUCUGAUUCCCGCGAAGUGUCUCACCCACCGUAACACUGAACGUCAGCUCUCCGGGGUUCUUUAGAUUUUGGUGAAGUAUUUUGUUACCUCAGUCUUGUAUCAAGUUGCUGUAUUUUUCAGCUUGUUACACUGAUAAUAAUUGUUUCACUAAUUAAAUACUUUAAUGUACAAACAUCUUUGUUUACUUUGAAAUUAAAUGUGUUUUCCAAUGA
Molecule: messenger RNA, 6521 nt
Organism: Phyllostomus hastatus (greater spear-nosed bat)
Lineage: Eukaryota; Metazoa; Chordata; Mammalia; Chiroptera; Phyllostomidae
Gene: RALGPS1
Product: Ral GEF with PH domain and SH3 binding motif 1
Exons: 20
Coding region: 345-2102 (585 amino acids)
Biological process (GO): positive regulation of GTPase activity; Ras protein signal transduction
Cellular component (GO): plasma membrane
Molecular function (GO): guanyl-nucleotide exchange factor activity
Source: RefSeq, a predicted model, not a curated record